AUCCUUCUCCCAGACGUCACCGCGCGUCGUCCUCCUCGCCCUCCAGGCUGCCCGCGUCCCGCCGAGCCUGACCACCGUCCUCUGCCUGCUGCCGCCGCUAUGCUGCCCGCCGCGCUGCUCCGCCGCCCCGGCCUGGGUCGCCUCGUGCGCCAGGCUCGCGCCUACGCCGAGGCUGCGGCCGCCCCAGCCCCCGCCGCGGGCCCGGGACAAAUGUCUUUCACCUUCGCCUCUCCCACACAGGUCUUCUUCAAUGGCGCUAACGUCCGGCAGGUGGAUGUGCCCACACAGACAGGAGCUUUCGGUAUCCUGGCAGCCCACGUGCCCACCCUGCAGGUCCUGCGGCCGGGGCUGGUUGUUGUCCAUGCUGAGGAUGGCACCACCACCAAAUACUUCGUCAGCAGUGGCUCGAUCACAGUGAACGCUGAUUCAUCAGUUCAGUUACUGGCUGAAGAGGCUGUGACGCUGGACAUGCUGGAUUUGGGGGCAGCCAAGGCAAACUUGGAGAAGGCACAAUCGGAGCUGUCAGGGGCAUCCGACGAGGCCACGAGGGCUGAAAUCCAAAUCCGAAUCGAGGCCAACGAAGCCCUGGUGAAGGCUCUGGAGUAGGCGGUGCGUGCUCCUCGCCAGUGUCAGCAGGGAAACCAAGACCAGAGUGGGACAGGGGUUGGAACCAGCUCUCCUGGGUCCAGUAUGAGGGUGGGAGCAACCCCUCGGGGAGGCAGCCAUCCUUGUCUUGGGGAGGGAGGGCAGCAAAUUGCUAGCUUCUCCCAGGCCUGGUGGCAGGGGUGAGCUCAGAGACCUGCUCUGCUCUUGGGGGGACUGUCACCUAAGGGAUUUGCCUCCCCCCUCCAAAGAUCCCACCAAUCUGACCUGCUGCCCUCCACUUUCAUGCUGUAAAAUCUCUUCUCCCUACUGCCUCCUCUGGACAGCUUGUCCCCAGUGUGCACCCCAUUAAAGACCAGGGAUCCC
Pipistrellus kuhlii (Kuhl's pipistrelle) is the source of this 969-nucleotide messenger RNA. It is a transcript of the gene ATP5F1D, whose product is annotated as ATP synthase F1 subunit delta. Lineage: Eukaryota; Metazoa; Chordata; Mammalia; Chiroptera; Vespertilionidae. The coding region runs from base 100 to 606 and encodes 168 amino acids. Gene Ontology annotation, biological process: proton motive force-driven ATP synthesis. Gene Ontology annotation, molecular function: proton-transporting ATP synthase activity, rotational mechanism. The record is from RefSeq and is a predicted model, not a curated record. The transcript is spliced from 4 exons.